Nicotiana tabacum (common tobacco) is the source of this 1154-nucleotide messenger RNA. RefSeq names its product mediator of RNA polymerase II transcription subunit 32-like. The record is from RefSeq and is a predicted model, not a curated record. Gene Ontology annotation, biological process: leaf senescence; cold acclimation; regulation of DNA-templated transcription. Gene Ontology annotation, cellular component: mediator complex. NCBI's taxonomy places the organism in Eukaryota, Viridiplantae, Streptophyta, Magnoliopsida, Solanales, Solanaceae.
GGGUGCAAUACGUAAUUAUUUCCAAUUGGGAAGAGUGAAAUAGACGAAGCAGGAAAAACCGCACAAAGGAAAAAAAGAAGAAGAGGAGAAACACACAAAUAGCGCAACGUACAAGAAGGUUGAAGCCCAGCAACGGCAACAGCCUUUUCUUCUUCUUCAGUCAAAUCUUUAUAGAGUUUUACUGAUCAAUUAGUGCUUCAAGGGGCUUUUGAUGGAUAGUAUUGUAGAUGCACUGAACAAUGCAUAUCAAGAUUUUGUUGCAGCAGCUGCCGCUGCACUUGAAUCAAAGGAGAGUUCAAAUGGUCAGAAAACAGUAGCAACUGAUGCUGCAUUAGAAAACUUUAAGCAACGAUGGGAGUUGUUCAGGGUUGCUUGUGAUCAGGCAGAGGAGUUUGUUGAGUCAGUUAAACAAAGAAUAGGUUCCGAGUGUCUUGUGGAUGAGGCUACGGGCUCUGUUUCAGGGAAGCCUGGGCAGUCAUCAGCAACAAGUGGCCUUCAACCCAUUAGUGCUGUUAGAUUGGAGCAGAUGAGUAAAGCUGUCAGAUGGCUAGUGAUAGAAUUGCAACAUGGUUCUGGAGAGAGUAGUGCUUCUACACACCCCAACCCUUCUGCUCCUUUUGAUGCUAGAUUUACUGAAGAUGCCACUCAAUAGGUGACUGGCAAAGACUGGUAAACAGGCAGAGACAAACAAACAGAUCAGCUAUGCCUCAGUAAGCCGCUAAAGUUGUACGUUGGUUGUAUCAAAUCAUGUUGUAACGCUGUAGAACUGCUCCGAUAUUUAUUUCUAUUGCAGCAGGAGCCACCCCACUGUUAGGUGUUAUUCAGAUUUCAAAACCACGUGCCCGUAUGUGUGUGUGUGUGCAUACAAAAUGUACACAGGCUAUAUUCAUGUGCCUGCUAUAUAUUACAGUUACACUUUUGAAGUUUGUUUGUACUUACAAAAGUGGUAUGUCAUAUUGUCGUUGAAAAAGGCUCCAAUGUGUUGUUUGUUAUAGGUGUUCUUGAUUUAUAUAUUCUUGAAUGAUGAUACCAUAGAGGUAUAAUUGCCUUUCCUAAAGAAAUAUAUCUUAGGCAUUGCAAAGUGUCUUGUUUUGUAAAAGUGUUAACCCUGAUGAACUCAGUCAGUAGGAUUUGAAGACCCUGGAAUUGCUGCA